Postia placenta MAD-698-R-SB12 is the source of this 567-nucleotide messenger RNA. RefSeq lists its product as hypothetical. Gene Ontology annotation, biological process: copper ion transmembrane transport. Gene Ontology annotation, molecular function: copper ion transmembrane transporter activity. The record is from RefSeq and is a predicted model, not a curated record. The transcript is spliced from 3 exons. Bases 1 to 567 code for a protein of 188 amino acids. Gene Ontology annotation, cellular component: membrane. NCBI's taxonomy places the organism in Eukaryota, Fungi, Basidiomycota, Agaricomycetes, Polyporales, Adustoporiaceae.
AUGGACCACGGCGAUCAUGACAUGCCCAUGCCCUCGGGGCCGAAGUGCUCCAUGAACAUGCUGUGGAAUACGCAGAUCGAGGACACUUGCGUCGUGUUCCGCUCCUGGCAUGUCUCGUCCAAGACGACGUUCGUCGUCUCUUUCUUCGCCAUCGUCGCCCUCGGCGUCCUCUACGAGUGGCUCCGCAUCGCGCAGCGCGACGUCGACCGCUUCAUCGCGCGGCGGCUAAUCGCGGAGGGCAAGGGCAAGGCGCGCCUCGUCAGGAGCGGGCGUAACACGCCGGACAGCGACUCGGAGGGUGCGGGACUAUUGACGGGCGCUGCAGUCUCGAAGGUCCAGACGGGGACCCCUCUCCCCUUACUCGCCCGCGUGACCCGGGCCGUUCUCUAUGGACUGACGGUGUUCCUGUCUUUCUUCCUCAUGCUGGUGUUCAUGACUUACAACGCAUACUUGAUUCUCGCCGUUGUUUUGGGCGCUGGCAUCGGUCACUUUGUCUUUGGGUCCCACAUGGACUUAAACGCUGCUCUGUCCGGUCCUGUGGACGCCAAGGGGAUGGCUUGCCACUAG